Molecule: messenger RNA, 728 nt
Organism: Adelges cooleyi (spruce gall adelgid)
Lineage: Eukaryota; Metazoa; Arthropoda; Insecta; Hemiptera; Adelgidae
Exons: 4
Coding region: 16-462 (148 amino acids)
Source: RefSeq, a predicted model, not a curated record
UAUUUGAUAUUUGAUAUGUUUGUUACAGAUAUCCCUGUUCCUGAAACCCAAAAUUUUGAUGGAUUUAGAGAAGUUUUAAGAGGCCUUGGAAAAAAGAGAAGAAAAUUUACUGAAAUAGCUUUAAAAAAUAUAUUGAACCGGACAAUAAAUUAUGGGAAACCAGAAAAUGUGACCAAUCAUUUAAAUGAGAGAAGUCGUCUUGGUUCAGACCCUUUAGAGUAUAGAAUCAUCCGAGCAUUAGCUGGACCAGAAGAGGAUAUAUCUAUACCAUGGAUGUGUCAUAUGAUAGCAUUGUACUUGUGUAUAAAAAAGCCAAUAUCAUACACAACGAAUAUCCAGUUAAAUUCUAAUGGUACUUGUACCCUAAGUGAUGACAUUACUUUCGAAACAUACGGAAAAAUUGAAGGACAAUGGUGCCAAGUCAUCGGCAACGAAGUACGACCACUUAAGGAACUAUUAUGAUAAUAGUACAGAUUUAAUUUAAUUUAAAUAAUACUGGAAUUUUGCACUAUUAUCCAAGUUGUUAGUUAACAAUUUAAUAUAUAUAUUUAAGUUAAACAAUUAUACUCACUUAUAAUUACACGUGUUGCUUAUGUGGUGAGUACCAUUUCUUAAGUCCAGUCUCUAGCCACACUUUGCUUGCAACUCACUAGCUGGGGCAAGUACUUGUGGUUACUGAUUGUCUUAGUAACUUCUCUGUUGAGCUCAACUCGGUGUUAAUAUUUAUU